Molecule: messenger RNA, 931 nt
Organism: Hydractinia symbiolongicarpus
Lineage: Eukaryota; Metazoa; Cnidaria; Hydrozoa; Anthoathecata; Hydractiniidae
Product: hatching enzyme 1.2-like
Exons: 5
Coding region: 16-909 (297 amino acids)
Biological process (GO): proteolysis
Molecular function (GO): zinc ion binding; metalloendopeptidase activity
Source: RefSeq, a predicted model, not a curated record
CCUGUGAAGUUAAACAUGUUUGUACACCUUACACCAACAACACUCUUCAAAAAAGAAUGUGCGUUUGAAAUAUUUGCACAUAAUUCUUCGUCACGUUACCCAGGGAGGAUGAAGUUGUUAGUGGCUACUGUUAUUUGUGGGGUCUGUGUGGUGUUUGGAAAGCCUGUUGAUGAUGCUGUCAAACUUGAAGCUAUCGACAGUGGAUUCUUGUUUCAAGGGGAUAUGGUGAUGAGUAAACUCCAAAUUGAUACAGCACUGAAGGGUGGUGAUGUGGAUAAAAUCAAUACUGGUUAUGCUAUACAAAAGUCAACUUGGUAUAGAUGGAAAAACGGUGUCGUACCAUACGUUUUUCAUUCCAGUAUAAGUGGUAUAAAGGGGAUCAAAGGACCAACUGAAAGAGCGAUUAAGAAUGCUAUGGAGGCAUGGGAAAAGAAAACUUGUAUCAAAUUCAAACCACGCACAAAUGAACGUGAUUAUGUUGAAUUCAUUGAUGAUGGUUUUGGAAAGUGCUACUCUCACGUUGGUAAGACAGGAGGAAAACAAAAACUUUCAUUAGGAUUCGGCUGCUUCACUAAAGGCAUUGCUAUCCAUGAGAUUGGCCAUGCUUUAGGAUUACAUCAUGAACAAUCGAGACCAGAUCGAGACAACUAUGUCGAAAUAGUUUGGGAUAACAUCAAAGAGGACAUGAAAUACAACUUCAAGAAAUAUUCUCACAGCCAGAUUGAUAGCCGUGGAAGUCCCUACGACUAUGAUUCCAUCAUGCACUACGAAUGGAACGCUUUCUCGAAGUUUCCAUACUUCAGAACAACCAUCAAAGCUAAGAAAGAUGGUGUAAAGUUUGGUCAACGGUCGUACAUAAGUAUACAAGAUGCUAUUCAGAUCAAUAAAUAUUACGAAUGUAAAAUAUAACAGAAAUAUACUAUAUAUUAUA